GUUAAGGGACUUCAAGAGGCACUCAAGCAUGACCCAUCUGUGUGCUCCAAUUAUUCAAGUUUAUAUGUGGAGAAAACAUUCCCAGCUAUCCAGAACUUCAGUGAGGGCAAUGCCAUUUUCACUUUCCCAUCCACACCCGUCAAAUGUGCAGGAGCACCACAGAAGAUAAUGUACCUUGCUGAGGAUUACUGGAGGAAGAACGGCAAGCGUGAGAAAGUCAACAUCAAGUUCAAUACAUCGCUGGACAAAAUGUUUACUGUGAAAAAAUAUGCAGACGCCCUCACGGAGAUUGCGAGUAGCCGAGGUAUUGCUCGGAAUUUCCUCCACAAUUUAAUUGAAGUGAGACAUGAAAAAAAAGAAGCUGUGUUUGAGAUUCUCAACUCUGGGGAGAAAAAAGAGACAGUUACAUUUCCUUACUCCAUGUUACAUGUCUGCCCACCAAUGAUGACACCAGAUGUGUUGAGAAACAGUUCUCUCGUAGACGCCACUGGUUUUUGCGAUGUCAACAUGUACACGGGACAACAUACUAAGUAUCCCAACGUGUUUGCGAUCGGUGAUUGCGGCAAUUGGCCAACUUCAAAGACUGCUUACGAUGGUUAUACUUCUUGUCCACUUAUCACCCAGUAUGGCAAACUUAUAUUAGCUGAGUUCGGAUACAACGCCGAGGUGUUGGAAACGUUUCCGAUAAUUGAUCAAGGAAAAGAAAGUCGAAUAAUGUACAUUAUGAAGACUGAUAUGAUGCCAAUGAUUUACUGGCAAGGACUACUUAAAGGAUUGUGGAAUGGACCGGGUGUGUGGAGAAAACUGAUGCAUCUUGGGAUGUCUAAGUAG
This is a messenger RNA of Saccoglossus kowalevskii, 831 nucleotides long. RefSeq names its product sulfide:quinone oxidoreductase, mitochondrial-like. Lineage: Eukaryota; Metazoa; Hemichordata; Enteropneusta; Harrimaniidae. The record is from RefSeq and is a predicted model, not a curated record. Gene Ontology annotation, cellular component: mitochondrion. Gene Ontology annotation, molecular function: sulfide:quinone oxidoreductase activity; FAD binding.